UCCGGAACCGUAAACAUCAGGAUACACUGCGAUGAACUGAACGCCGGACAAACGUGAUUCUCAGUCGGCAUUUGAAAAUGCAAUUGAUUUUAAAAUAAUUAAUACUGCUUGUCAUUCGAGGCAAUAUGGAUCUUAGUUUCCCAGAAUUUACGACAAAUGAAAAUGUUCAAAACGAUAACUUGACUUCGGCAAACUUGACACAAUCUUAUUUGUUAUUGAAGAAAAAAAUCUGCGAGACUCACGAGGUAAUUAAGCAAUACAAUGAUAAACUCAAGGAAUGUGAGCGUUUAAAGACAGAUUUAGAUGCGGCCACUAAACAAAUAAAGAAAGUUACUUGUAAUUAUAAUUCUACAUUGGCAAAGGUUAUUAAAUUGGAACUUCAAAAUACAGAGUAUAAAAAGAAUAUUGAUACGCUAACAAAUCAAAUAGAUAACUAUGUAAUAAAAGCUGCUGCUGAUCAGCAACAUAUACAACAACUCAUAUGCAAGAUAAAAGAUGUGGAGUGUCAGCAAGAUGAUAAAAUUAUGCAGUAUGACUUACAAAAGUCUUCUUUUGAAAUGAGAGUCAAAGAACUGGAGAUGGAAUUAAAAACUAUGAAAAAGAGUAGUGAAACGAAAGUUAAAAAGAUUGUAAAAAAAACUUCUAUGAGGAGCAAUGACUGUCAUAAUAGUAACAAUAUUGUCACGAAAGAUGUAGCUACCAACACUUCUAAUAGUAGCAACAUUAUCACUAAGAACGUUGCAACUAACACUUCUAAUAAUAGCAACAUUAUGACUAAAAAUGUUGCAACUAACACUUAUCAGAAUAGAAAAGAAGUAAAAAGUAUUGGAAUAAUUACGACACUUACCAAGGACGAAAUAGUACAAAAACCACAAGUUGCAGACAAGUGUCUACUAACAGAUGAAUUCUAUAAUGUAAAGGACGAUAUGUAUCCUGUAUUUUGUUCCAAAUGUGAGGUCCAUAUAAACCCCCCACCUAUCGAUAAAAUUUGUGAGAUCAUGAUGGGGUCAUGUCCAAAAUUAAUAGAAAAGAUUUCAUCUCCUCCUAAGAAACGUAUGCCCGCACCGUCGGAUGUGAAUAGAGAACACGUUAGAAUCGAGAAUCUAGCAGAUUCGCCACCACCACAUUUCCAUACCGAGAUCGUCCAUUCUGAAUUUAUUUCUCCGAAUUUUCCACCGCCGGUUCCAUUUGAUCAUUUAGACUAUUGCCGCAAUUUUUCACGAUCACCUAGUUCUAUGAGUCAAAGCGCCUCUUGCAUUAAGUCAACACCGAUCAGCAUGCCACCGGUGAGAACAAGCGCGGCUACUCAAACAAACAAAAGCGAAAACGAGUCUGGGGUCACAUUUUCGUUGCAAAACAGGAUCGACAAGCUAGAGAAGAAACUCCAGAAAAAAAUCAAGAAGCUGAAGUCUCAAAAAAGGAGAAAUUGUUGUCAGUUCAGUCAACCUCCUCCUAAUUCGCAUUAUAUGUUCGAUAUGGGUAGCGCGAUGCAGUUCAAUUUUAUGGAGCUCUGGAGGAGGAUGACAGACUUCUACCAGAACAAGGAAAGGGAGCCAGUCGUUGCACGCAGACGUAAGGAUAAGAGCUUGAACAAGUCAAAGUUAUCUCGACUAAAAGCUGCAAAAAGACUACAAAGUACAUACAGCAGAAGUUCUUGGAAGGUGGACGUGCUUCCAAAAAAAGUGGAUACAAGUUCCCCUAGAAAGAAACCUAAGAAACGAAAGCACAAAUCUUCUAUGCUUCUCAAGAAAUCGGAGGUCUCCAUGCAAAAUUCUGAUUACAUUGAAGAACCAAUUAGCGAUUCGGAUACAGACACGGCCGAUGACACGUUCGAUAACACUCCUACUAAAGCAGAUAGUACUGAAUCUAAAGAAUCAUGCAUGGACACGAUUGAUUCGACGUGCAACGAUGAUCUGAAAACGAUAACGCACUCCACUCAUUCUGGAGAUGUGGACGAAUCGAUGGCUGUAGACAGGGCGAAGAACUCAGCAGAAUGCAGCAAAUCGGCGGGAGGUGAGACCGACUCAGGAAUACUCUCAGACUCAAUUGAGUCUAACAAGUUGCAGUUCGAGGCGGACUUGGACUCAUGUUUCAUUCGGAUAAAAAAUGCGAGAGACAAGUUAGUCAUGAAAGACGUGGCGAGUUUCGCGGGAAAUUUUAAGUCAACAAGGUCUCAGUCUACUGAGACUCAGUCCACACUUUCAAAGGUGGAGGAAAUGAAUGAGAUUGAUGAAUUGGAGUUGGAAAUAUCAAAACUGAAUGAAGAGUCACAGACUCCAACGCCUAACCUCGAAAACGUUGUUAGGAGAAAGAGGAAGGUUGACGAGCUUGAGGAGCCGAAAAAACCUUGUCGUCAGGGAUUGAUGAGGAAAAUUAGGAACUUGAGGAAAAAUACUACCAAACUCCAGAGGAACAUAGUGAGAAUCCCGCGAUUAAAUUACAAAGAGAUCCAGCACUACGAGAACCAAUGCACAUUGCAAGAGGAGAAUCAUCUGGAAGAGGAGGUUGAGAAUGUUACGGCGAACGAUUAUGUUCCUAAAAAGAGACCACGAAUUGCCCACAUACCUAAAGUCAUGACAGAACAAAAUACUUGGUUAAACAAUUAUACAGAGACUAAGACACUUACAUCUAAAACUAAAAGGGGUAGGAAGCCCAAAUUUGAGACCACUAUCGUGGGUAAGACUGAAUUUAAUACAUGUACAGUGGAGGAGACAAAUAUAACACAAGAGGCACCUGAAAUAAAUCCGAAACCUGAAAUGAAUCCGAAACCUGAACUGAAUCCGAAACCUGAAAUGAAUCCAGAAUCUGAAACGAAUCCGGAAUCUGUAAUGAAUCCGAAAGUUGAAAUAAAUCUAGAAGUUGAUAAACCAGAUGAAUUGUCUGGCAAUGAAAAUGCCUGUGAUAUCUCCACUGAGUCUGUUUUCGAUAUUUCUAACUUAUUUGAGCAAUGUAAAGAAACAAGAGAAGAACUCGACAUUAGUUCGUCAGCUCGAAAAAGAACUGUCACUGGGAUUAAGAAUAAUUUAAAUUGCCAUAAAUCUUGCCAGAAUGACAGGAUCGCAGUUGUUAUUCCAAACGGUUUUAGCGUAUCUGAGGAGGGAACUCAACAAUUUAUAGGAAAUAAUCAAUCAUUCGAUUCUAAUUCAUUAGUGAACAAUCUUCAUAUAGCGUGGAAAGUUAACAACAAUAGGGAUAAAAGCUUGAAUUCGAAAUCCUCGAUCGAGAUACUGAAACAAUUAAAUGCCGAGAAAAAGUCUUUGGAUAAGCGCCAUAAGAAACAAUUUAAAAAUUUAGCAUGCAUCCGUUUAGUAACAGAUGAGUUUGUAACAAGACAAUUGCAGAGGCUUGUAAAUAGUGAAUGGGAGAACACUGUGCAUUGGGACGUGAUUGAGAAACUAAAAAUCACGCGCACAACGCCCCGUAUCAUAGCAAAAAAUGUAGUAGAAUUUUUAACCAUAGAAGAACACUGCAAAGAGAAAUUAGAUAACAGUUACACACCACCCGCACCUUUGAUGACAAAAACACAGCAAAAGAUCGCGGCAUUGUUGGUUGACUUGGAGAAAGUAUUUCCGACGACUAUUCAACUAGUUCAGGUUGGCAUCGAGUACAAAAUGUUUAAACUUAAUCAGAAACAAUUGCAGAGAUCAGUUGUCGAUUCGCUUGCUAGGAUAUACACGAUUUUAGCACGCAUUCAGAAAGACAGAGAAAGAGUAAGGAUAUUCUGUUGCGAUGCUAUUUAUUGUUUAGGGCUUAAUGCAACCAUUGUUUUGUACACAGUAUUCACUUGUUGGCCAGAGGUAUUUCCAUGUAAUGAAACCAACAAAGAUGUUUUACCAAAAUGUAUUGCACAUCUUACAAUGUCAUUAACCGCCUCCGAUUACCCUAAGCUAAACGGAUUGAAGAACUUGGUAUCGGUGUAUUACAAGUAUCCGACCGGAACAUUGUCUAGUGACAUGUUGGAUACAUUACUGACAGCUUUCCAGGAGACAUGUCACAACAACAUAAUGAUCGCCAUCGCGCUUUUAGCGAAGAAGGAGAGUACGGCGUGGACGUACAAAAAUAUAAUUAAGGGUGCCUUGUUGCCCAUGAUCAUUAAUAAAAAAUGCUCGAACCAGUACAAAGCGUUCUCCUUACUGGGUAGUCUGAUGCGACCAUUUCCUACAAAUGACGACGAUAAUUCAGUGGGUGAGAUUGUGGAGCAACUAUGUGCCCUAAAUGACUCCAAUGAAGGGUCGCAUGAUCAACAAGAGGGUGUGAUAUCGGCGUUACUGAGUUUGUCAAGGCACAAUUUCGAGACGAUCCUACCGAACGUACUAAAAUGGACCCCUAAUGCACUCCUUCAUGAUCGAACUGUGGAUCAGAUCAAUGGUCUGUAUAAUCAACGUGAUCCAGCUUUCUGGAGGAGGUACAUAUCCAUAUACGAGAAGAAACGUAAACAAAGUGAAUCGUGACGUGUAGUAUCUUCGUCGUUGAAAAAACAGAUCAUGUGAUAUUCAUUAAGUAACUAAUUAUUGUGUAUAUACUUUCCCAUUGUUUUACUUUAAUCGUUCAUUCAUAGCUUGCUUGUUAAUUUCUUAUGCGCGAUAAGAUUCAAAACGAAUUAUUAGUUUUGACAAUGUUAAUGAUUUACCGACAGCCACUUUAGUAUAAUUCCGUUGAGUAUCGUUGAUUAAAGUGCCCAAUACGAAACUUACCAGAGUAACCUCUUUUUAAGAUAACAAUACUAACGGAUUACGUAGACACUAAUUUAACUUGACAUGUUUCGAUUGAGUCAACCCGAGAAUGUUAGUACGCGUGAAAUACUAACAACUUUGGUAAACCAAAGAAGAUACUUAUCGUGCAAUCGAAGCAUUCUGUCGGUACAUGUAAGUUUCUGUACGUCGUGAAUGUGCUAUAAUUUAAUUUAAUUUUUUAUUUUCACGAGAAAAGUGUCGGAUAGCUUAAAAGAGUCAUUUUGUUAUCGAAUAAAGUGAAAAAUUGAUUUUCUA
Messenger RNA from Megalopta genalis, 4988 nucleotides. RefSeq lists its product as uncharacterized. The record is from RefSeq and is a predicted model, not a curated record. NCBI's taxonomy places the organism in Eukaryota, Metazoa, Arthropoda, Insecta, Hymenoptera, Halictidae.